GCGAUGUAAAUAUGUGGAUGAGGCAGAAGUUGCUACCUCCGUUUUAUUGAUCUGCCCGACUGUUAAAUGAAGCUUACGGAUGUUUAACGCGAACUGUUGAAACGGCACCAAUGCCGAAGCUUUUGUGGAUUUAUUUGGUGUAAAAUAGCCCUAUUAUUACAAUGACAGUCUUCCAUUUGGAUGAUUUUGUAGCGGGUUGGAUUGGAGGAGCAUCCGGUGUGAUCGUGGGACACCCGCUCGACACGGUCAAGACUCGUUUACAAGCUGGCAAGGGAUACAAGAAUACUUUGCACUGUGUUGUAACGAUCUACAAAAAGGAAAACGUUACAGGCUUUUUCAAAGGACUGUCCUUUCCGCUGGCCAGCAUCACCGUGUAUAACUCUAUGGUGUUCGGCUUCUUCAGCAACACGCAGCGCCUCAUUAGCAGAUACCGUUACGGUGACGGCAGACACCCGUGCAGCAUGCUUGACCUGACCGUGGCGAGCAUGCUGACCGGUCUGGUUUCAGUGGGGCUGGGCGCCCCCGUUGACCUCGUCAAAAUUAGACUGCAGAUGCAAACCCAGCCUGUUCUUGCAGAGAACUUUAGCCUCGCUGGGAAUGGGAGUGUCCCUCUGCGGUCGAUGGGAAUUCAGUCCCAGUCAUUGUACAGGGGGCCGCUGCACUGCAUUAGCACCGUGCUGCAGAACGAGGGCGUUCAGGGGCUCUACAGAGGCGCGGGAGCCAUGAUAUUGAGGGAUGUGCCUGGUUACACGCUGUACUUCAUACCAUACACGUUAUUCUGUAACUGGCUGAAUCCCGACGGCAACGCCUCGCCCCAUCCCUGCUGCAUAUGGCUUGCAGGAGGUUUAGCAGGAUCCAUCUCGUGGGUCACCGCCACGCCAGCGGACGUGGUGAAAAGCCGGUUGCAGGCGGAUGCCGUGCAGCACAGGAAAUACAAGGGCAUCCUGCACUGCGUCGUGCAAAGCUACAAGACGGAGGGAAUGCACGUGUUCUUUCGUGGAGCGACUGUCAACGCCAUCAGAGGAUUUCCGAUGUGUGCAACCAUGUUUCUCGGUUACGAGCUUUCCCUCCAGUUUUUCCGCAGCUUCUAAACCAGACUCACUCUGCCCCCGAGAAAUUAUUUUAGGGUUUUUAACACCGUGUAGAUACUUGCAUGCGAGUUCAUUGUUGACGCAAUGAAGAGUAUCAGUGGUUUUUCUUAUAUUAAGAAAACGGUACUUAUUUUAAAAAAUAUAUAUUUUUUGCUCAGAUAUUUUAAUAUAUGUUUAUGCAUCACCUGCAUGAAAACGAUACACUAAUUUCUAUUUUUCUCACACACAAGUAUAUGUUAUAAGCGUGUGCAAUUGGUCGCAUUUAUGCAUUAUCACCUAACAAACCAAUAGCCUGUAUUUGAAUGGCUUUUUUUAUCUACUUUUAAAUACAUUCAGUCAGUGCAAUGUGCCUUUAAAAUGAUUAUAUGCUAAAGAAACAUUAUUUUCAAAUAUGUAAAUAAAUCGAGCGCUAUACUGAAGUGUC
Puntigrus tetrazona (Sumatra barb) is the source of this 1515-nucleotide messenger RNA. It is a transcript of the gene slc25a48, whose product is annotated as solute carrier family 25 member 48. The record is from RefSeq and is a predicted model, not a curated record. Gene Ontology annotation, molecular function: transmembrane transporter activity. The transcript has 7 exons. Gene Ontology annotation, cellular component: mitochondrion. Gene Ontology annotation, biological process: transport. Bases 162 to 1091 code for a protein of 309 amino acids. Lineage: Eukaryota; Metazoa; Chordata; Actinopteri; Cypriniformes; Cyprinidae.